This is a messenger RNA of Stomoxys calcitrans (stable fly), 903 nucleotides long. RefSeq lists its product as uncharacterized. NCBI's taxonomy places the organism in Eukaryota, Metazoa, Arthropoda, Insecta, Diptera, Muscidae. Bases 51 to 788 code for a protein of 245 amino acids. The transcript has a single exon. The record is from RefSeq and is a predicted model, not a curated record.
ACAAACUUUGAAUAUUUUCUUUGAAUUUUUUUAUUGGUUCCCAAAGAAAAAUGGAAGCGUUAGAGCAUACCCAAUGCAAUUCGGAACAUACAACAGAAGUAGGAACUAAAAUUUUCAAAAACGAAUCAGAGGAGGCAAAUAACGGACAAAAACAAGAAGAACAUCAUAAGCAAAAAGAAGAUGUAGACGGAAAUGUCUUAAUGCUGGAAUUCGAUUGUUUGAAAAGAUAUAUUCAAAAAUUACAAUUACGUCUAAAGACUCAAAUAGAAAAUUGUCAUCCUAAAGACGAUUGCCUUCACCACGAGAUCGCCUUUAAAUGUUCAGAAAAUGAAAUAUGUACUCUUCAAAAAAACCAUCAUAAACUUCAAUGUCAGAUCAACGAGUUAUUUAAAUGUAAUCAAGCUGCUAAAGACCACAUUAGGGAUUUAAAAUUUCAAAUGAUUGAAAAAGACAAAGAAAUUUCAAAACUUUGUAACUCCGUUGAAGUCCUAUUGCAAUGGCGAGACAACUUGAAUCAUGAAUUUGGCAAAUGUAUUGAACGUUUCGAAUACCUGAAGCACGUGAAGGCCGAGUGGCAAAGUGUCGCUGUAAAACUCGAAGAACAAAAUAAAAACUUUACUUCAAAGAUGCAGUCCUUUGUGCCCAAAUUAAAUUUUCAGCAAGAAAAACAGUCCUUCAUUUGUGCCAUUAACGAAAUCAAAGAAAUGUUUAAGGAACUUUUUGAAUAUCAAUUACAGAGAUUUGAUUGCCUAGAGAAACGCUUUGACAGUGUCACUGGUGGCCAAUAAAAUUCUGUGCGUGUAAAUCCUCUAUGGGUCACUUCCAAAAAAGAAUGUUUGCAACAAUAAAAACUGCCGAAUUGAAAUGUUUGCCAUAAAAAACUUUUGCUGAAUAUUUCCCUAA